AUGGAAUGCAAUCGUGAUGAAGCUGAAAAGUGCAUUGACAUUGCUUACAAAUACCUUCUCGCUGGAAAUGAACAAAUAGCCAGAAAAAUGUGCCACAAAGCAGAGAGACUCUAUCCUUCAAUUCGGAUCAAAGAACUUCGGAGGGCGAUUGAUUACCAUGAGCAGGUGAAACAUGUGGAGCGAGUUAAAAGGUGCAAGAACCUGUAUGAAAUACUGGAUGUUUCAACAACUUCCACAAAUCAAGAAAUCCGGAAGGCUUUUAAGAAACUUGCCUUGGUCCUUCAUCCUGACAAGAAUCAUGCUCCAGGCGCUCAUGAAGCAUUUGUCAAAGCUCAAAAUGCAAUGAACAUCCUUACGGAUCCUGAAAAGAGAACGACUUACGAUUUUUCAAGACAACCUACCGGAUACCAUCAGGAUAAUGUCAAUGCCGAGCAACAAUGGGCAGGAAGCGAACAUGCCACACAAUGGAAUGGACCAUUAUCAUUCAACGGAUAUGGAUACGGAUACUAUUACCCAUGUCCGCAUCAGAUGUAUCAUCCUCAGGAUUACUCAGUUCCCAGCUAUUGGUAUUGCCAUCAAAAUUACUAUUCUUAUUUCAAUUCAUCUCAUGGACUUUACAAUAACUGGUAUUGUUAA
Molecule: messenger RNA, 636 nt
Organism: Phlebotomus papatasi
Lineage: Eukaryota; Metazoa; Arthropoda; Insecta; Diptera; Psychodidae
Product: dnaJ homolog subfamily B member 14-like
Exons: 1
Coding region: 1-636 (211 amino acids)
Biological process (GO): cellular response to misfolded protein
Cellular component (GO): endoplasmic reticulum membrane
Molecular function (GO): Hsp70 protein binding
Source: RefSeq, a predicted model, not a curated record